This is a messenger RNA of Helobdella robusta, 483 nucleotides long. RefSeq lists its product as hypothetical. The record is from RefSeq and is a predicted model, not a curated record. The coding region runs from base 1 to 483 and encodes 160 amino acids. The transcript is spliced from 3 exons. Lineage: Eukaryota; Metazoa; Annelida; Clitellata; Rhynchobdellida; Glossiphoniidae.
AUGAACUCCAACAAAAGAAGCAUCAUUUCUGAUAAAGAUUCUGAUUCGGAAAGCUUAAAUAGCCUUAAUAAGGAGGAUCGGGAAGAAUCAAUCAGCAAUGGAAACAAUGAAACCGAGGGUCAACAAACACUUGAAAAGAAUAAAAACUUCAAAAGUGUUGACCGCGAUGUUUCAGACAGUGAUGACGACUGUGAGAUCAAAGAUCAACGACUAAACAAAAAGAAGAAAAGCUACAAAUCAAAAAAGAGUAGUGUAAAUAAAAAGCAAGAGUGUGAAGAUUCCAGCAGCGAUGGGAGUAGUGAAAUUGAAAAUAAACGAAAAGUCGGGAAAUGUAAAGAAAAAAAAAGAGUCAAGAGUGGUGUAAGUUUUUAUAUUAAUACAUACGAAAAUAUCUACGUUUUGGCAAGUCGUUGUUGGCAUUACUAUUAUAUUAAAUAUGGUUACAACUCUGAUCUCGUUCCUACCGAUGGUCGAACAAAUUGA